Molecule: messenger RNA, 2325 nt
Organism: Manis javanica (Malayan pangolin)
Lineage: Eukaryota; Metazoa; Chordata; Mammalia; Pholidota; Manidae
Gene: SERPIND1
Product: serpin family D member 1
Biological process (GO): negative regulation of endopeptidase activity; blood coagulation
Molecular function (GO): serine-type endopeptidase inhibitor activity
Source: RefSeq, a predicted model, not a curated record
CUCAGAAAGCCUGGCCCACUCGCAUUUCAACAUCUCCACCGGAACCCCACUUCUUGGUGAACUUCCCUGACCCUCCUGGCACUCCGCUCCUACCACAGGAGGCAGAGCCCCCCCCAGCCUCGCUUCCCCACCUGCUGUGGCAGCACCCUGCUCUAGUCCUGCCAAAAUGAAAGGCCCACUCCAACCCCUCAUCAUUUCUCUCAUCCUAACGUCUGUGUGUGGGAACAACGGCCUGGCGGGCCACCCGGAGAAAGGAAGGGAAGAUUCUAAGCCUGCAUCUGACCAAAAGGGGCAGGUAAAGAGCAAAAACCUAAGCAUGCCGCUUCUCCCCGCUGACUUCCACAAGGAACACACGGUCACCAACGACUGGCUCACCGAGGGGGAGGAGGAGGAGGAUUAUCUGGACCUGGAGAAGAUACUCAGCGAGGACGACGACUACAGCGACAUCAUCGAUGCUGUUUCGCCCACAGAUUCACACGCCAGCAUGGACAACAUCCUCCAUCUCUUCCAGGGCAAGACCCGGAUCCAGCGUUUGAACAUCCUCAAUGCCAAGUUCGCGUUCACCCUUUACCGGGCCCUGAAGGAACAGGCCCGUCCUUUGGACAACAUCUUCAUAGCCCCGGUGGGCAUUUCUACUGCCAUGGCAAUGAUCUCCUUGGGCCUGCAGGGGGAGACCCACGAGCAAGUGCACUCGGUUUUGCAUUUUAAAGACUUUGUCAACGCCAGCAGCAAGUAUGAGGUCAUGACCAUCCACAACCUCUUCCGUAAACUUACUCAUCGCCUCUUCAGGAGGAAUUUUGGGUAUACGCUAAGGUCAGUCAAUGACCUUUACGUCCAGAAGCAAUUCCCAAUCCUGGAUGACUUCAAAACUAAAGUAAGAGAGUACUACUUUGCUGAGGCCCAGGAGGCUGACUUCUCAGACUCUGCCUUCAUAUCAAAAGCCAACCACCACAUUCUGAAGCUCACCAAGGGCCUCAUAAAAGAUGCUCUGGAGAAUAUAGACCCAGCAACACAGAUGAUGAUUCUAAACUGCAUUUACUUCAAAGGAUCCUGGGUGAAUAAAUUCCCAGUGGAAAUGACACACAACCACAACUUCCGCCUGAACGAGCGAGAGGUGGUCAAGGUUUCCAUGAUGCAGACCAAGGGUAACUUCCUGGCGGCAAACGACCAGGAGCUGGACUGCGAUGUCCUGCAGCUGGAGUACGUGGGGGGCAUAAGCAUGCUGACUGUGGUCCCCCACAAGCUGUCUGGGAUGAAGACCCUAGAGGCACAGCUGACGCCCCAGGUGGUGGAGAGGUGGCAAAAAAGCAUGACGAACAGGACUCGAGAGGUGCUUCUGCCUAGAUUCAAGCUGGAGAAGAACUAUAACCUGGUGGAGGCCCUGAAGUCGAUGGGGGUCACAGCACUGUUCAACAACAGCAGCAACAUGGUGGGAAUCUCAGACCACAGGAUCACCAUUGACCUGUUCAAACACCAAGGUACCAUCACAGUCAACGAGGAGGGCACGCAGGCGGCUGCAGUGACCACGGUGGGCUUCAUGCCGCUGUCCACCCAGGUCCGUUUCACCGUGGACCGCCCCUUCCUGUUCCUCAUCUACGAGCACCGCACCAGCUGCCUGCUCUUCAUGGGGAGAGUUGCCAACCCCACCAAGUCUUAAAGGUGGAGGUCUGUGCAUCUCAGGGUGCUGGGGGCGCUCUAGAAUGGUAACGCUGUUUCCAUUCUAACAAUGAGAAGAGACAAUCUGGCAUCACAUCCUUUGUGGGUUAGGUAUCAUUCUGAAAUCGAGGCCCAUAUACAGAAGACAUUUACAAAAGAAUGAGAAGCGCGCUGGAAUCAAUUCUGCAGUGACAACGCCAUAGAAGUUAACGGACCUGCAGCGGAUCAGCUGUUACUGGGGAGGCGGUCAGUAACACACAGACUGGCUUCCCUCCCACCUCCUCAGAGCAAACCUUCAGAGUUCCCCCUGGGCACCUCUGUCCCCCGUGGUCCCCAUCCUUGACCAUCUGCUUUAUUAUGCAAAGCCUUUCUCAACCAGAGCUUCACAUCUGAACACAGAACACAGACUGAGCUGCACCACUACUUUCUCACCUCUCCCAGGGACGGUGCAAGACCAGCACCAUGACUGCUGCCCACGAGAGAAGCAACCUUGUGACAUUCAAGGAUGCCCUGGGGGUCGGUACUGGCUUCUGCCAAGGCCCAACCUUCUGAACUGAUGAUAAAUGUCAUUUGUACUCCUAUUUUCAUCUCACUGCUGCCAGAGAACAGUGUGUACACAUGGCCAUGUCUUCCACUCUAGAGAUAAAUAAAUAUUGCCACUUCUGUGUA